This is a messenger RNA of Drosophila eugracilis, 2295 nucleotides long. RefSeq lists its product as uncharacterized. Gene Ontology annotation, molecular function: DNA binding. The transcript has 2 exons. NCBI's taxonomy places the organism in Eukaryota, Metazoa, Arthropoda, Insecta, Diptera, Drosophilidae. The record is from RefSeq and is a predicted model, not a curated record. The coding region runs from base 414 to 2135 and encodes 573 amino acids.
GCGGCAGCUAUUUUUGUAUGGGUCGUCGCCUAGUUCACACGGACAUCGGAAAAUACGCAAAACGCAGCGCACUGCCAGUUGGAAAAUCACAGUCAGCAAGGCAAAUAAAAUACCUAGAACGAGAAAACAAAAGCGAAUUAAGUCAAAGCACACGGAAAGGCCAACAAAAAGCAAGAAAAGCAAUGACGAAAUGAUUUGAAUUCGCUUGGCAGUCAACGCGCAUAAUCGUAGCCAUCGCACACACACUGGCAAUCGGACACACACGAACAGGCGGGAGUGAGUAAGUGAGAGGACAAGAGAAGGUGAAAGGGGCGGGUGGAAUUGAGUGGGCGCACCAGCAGCAAUAACAAGGGCAAGAACAAAAAGAAAACAAACAGCAAUUGCCGUGUAAGUUGCACGGGAAAACAACAACAAUGCGGAUACGUGAAAAACGCAAGUUGCAAAGAACGUUGAAGGGGGAGAAGGAGAAGGGGCAAAAGGAGCACAAGGAGUCCUCCAAAGCGCAAGACAACAACCAGGAAAAGGCCACUGACACCGACGUUCUUACCUCAAGCCCUGCGCCUGCGCCAGCUUCAGCUCCACCUGCACCACCCACUUCGAUCACCCCAGCCACUAACGCUCCCAGCUUACCGGCCGCCGAGAAAGUGGCCUUCGACAACCGCAUCAAGCGCAAGAAUGUCCUGGCACUUAAUGAAAAAGUCGCUGCUUUAAGGGAAUACGACCGACUGCCAGUUUACAAACACGUGGGUCGUCUGUUCAACUGUAGUCCGGAUCAAAUCAAGCGGAUUGUCCAGCAGCGCCAGGAGAUUCUAAACGCUUGGGAUCAGCGAACGCGUCGGAGCCAGGAUGCCAAGACUAUGGAAACAAAGACUGUUAGGGUAUCGAUGCUGGGCAAAGCCGUGUAUGAUUGGAUCCGGCGCAUGAUGUACUACAAAGAUUUCAGCAUCUCCGACGGACUUAUUCAGAAGAUGGCACUGCAAUUUAAGAGCUCGAUGGGCUUGGCGCACUUUUUUCCGCAUCAGGAGUGGUGCGACAAAUUCCGGCGCACCUAUAACAUCCAACACAGCGACACCAGACAGCUAAAGAUCGGCUACACACAGGGCUACUCUGUGCAGAUCAAGGAUAUUGUCAAGGACGUCAUGUCGGAGUGCAUACCAGAAUGUGAGCCACGAAACGUGGGAGAGGACGAAGAAGAUGUUAGCUUGGGCAGCCCGCUGAGCAGUAAUCAUCGCAGCAGCGGCGACGACGAAGAUGACGAGGUGGAUGUGGACGGCGGCGACGUAAGCGGUAGAGAGGAUGACCUGGAGGAACCAGAUGUCAAGCCUUCGUUGAGUGAACUUAAUCUGGCCAGAGCUUUACAGCCCUUACCGCCCCUGGUUAGACUGCCACUGCAGACAAACGCCCCGCCAGGAACGUCCCAAAAAGUGCUCCUAGCUACGCCCAUUGUGCCACCACAAGCAGGGGGACAGCCUAUGACCAUGACCAUCAUACCACUGGCCACCCUAGCUCAGAGCAUCACACAGAUGCCUUCCCCUCAGCAGCAGGACAAGGGUCCCUCUGUACCGCCGCCUAAGUUAGAGAUCAAGCAAGAAAAGGACAUAAAAAUGGAACCCAAGGAUCCAGAAGAGUUUCAGCUGCAUCAGACUGAGGAGGAUCAGUCUCAGACCGAAACCCAUAUUUCGAGCAAAAAGACACUUGAAGCUCUACCCACAGUGCACAUCAAACAGGAGCAAGAAGCUGAGCUGGAACCUGAAAUUGACCAAGAACCAGCAGAUCUCGAUGAAGACAUAAACAAUGGUCGCUCUAGUGUCACCUCGCUGGCCGAGGUUCUGGCCGCCAAUGUGGAGGAUGAGAUGGAAUACAUCGAGCAGAUGCGGCAACGGAAAAUCCGUUCGCCCUUGUCAAUCGAUAAGCCGCCUAAUACGCGCCAGGGCACAAAACGUCGCCAUGACUCUGGACAGGACGACAACAAUAAUGCGGAUCCCGAUGGAUCGAAUGUCAUUAGCUGCGCCGAUGCCCGAAAGUACCUUAAAUUACUCGAGGAGUUUGCUCUGUACAAGGAGAACUACCGGCUCAUUGGUUUGAUCACACGAGCCGACGAGGUGAUGCGGGAAAUGGAUGACGACGACGCGUAGGAUGCUACAAAACGAGAGCAUCACAUGGAGGAUGGGGAGGAACAGCUACAGCCAAAGAGCAUUAGCUUUGCAAACAGAUGCAUCUCGAAGAUGCAAUCAAUCACUAGAUCUAAGGCAAUAAUAAUUUUUACUCGAACCAAAUAAAAGUAAUCAAACCAAA